AUGCCCAUGAAAUCCGGAUAUCAUCAUGGUUUACAAAAUGGAAGUGUUGCAGAUUGUUUUGGAAUAACUAAAGAUCCUACUUCGAAUUACAUGUUUGUUAUGAGAUAUUACAAGAACAAUGAUUUACAUUCAUAUCUAGAGGAAGUACAUGGAAUACUUUCUUGGAGAGAUAUUGUUGAGAUGCUUUGGGAAAUAAGUGGAGGAAUUAAACAUAUUCAUGAAUGUGAAUUGAUUCAUGGAAAUCUUCAUGGAGGUAAUCUAUUAGUUGAGAAUGAACUAGAUUCAAUUGACACUCACAUUUCUGAUGUGGGAUUACAUGGUCCAAUUGACAAGAAAAUUUCAAAUGAUAUAUAUGGAGUUCUUCCUUAUGUAGCUCCUGAAAUCUUGAAAGGUAAUCCACCAAUGAAAGCCUCAGACAUUUUUGGUUUUGGAAUUAUCAUGUGGACGCUUUCUGCGGGUAUUCGUCCAUGGUGUAACAGACCACAUGAUCUUGAAUUGGCUACUGAAAUUUGCUUUGGACUUCGUCCUGAAAUUAUUGAUGGAACGCCAAAUGCUUACAUUCAACUAAUGACAAGAUGUUGGCAUCCUGAUCCGUUAAAACGUCCUACGGCAUCAGAAUUGUAUGAUUUAUUAGGAAGUUGGGUAAUUUCUAUCUGCGAUGAUCCAAAUCCGUCGAAAAUAUCUCAUCAAUUUGAUGUUGCUGAAGAGAAAAAAUUUUUAUAUUCGGAACAAAAUCAAUUUCAUCAGCAAACCCAUCCGCAAGCUUUUUAUACGAGUAGGCACUUGUACUUUCCUGAAUUAAUUGAUAUGUUUAAUUCUAACUGA
Messenger RNA from Funneliformis geosporum, 825 nucleotides. Lineage: Eukaryota; Fungi; Glomeromycota; Glomeromycetes; Glomerales; Glomeraceae. The record is from the annotation of a GenBank genome assembly.